UCCCACGCUUGAAAAUGAUACAUUUAACACGGUUCAUACCGGGUCAUACCGGGUCACGGGCAUACACUGCAUAUAAGCCCCCACGCGUGUGAAAGGGGGUCGCUAGCCAACAAUAAAGAGUGUUUUUCAACAUGUCCUUAUCUAAAGAACAUCCGACGGGGGCUUCACCCGAUCCACUGCGAGUGCCCAAAUGUACCCGGUGCCGCCACCACGGCACCAUCGUCCCGCAGAAGGGCCACAUCAGGUCCUGUCCUUUCCGCGCGUGUGGAUGCUGGAAGUGCUGUCUCAUCACGGAGCGGACCCGUGUCACGGCGCUGCAGCGACGGAUGAAGAAAGCCCCCAAUGACCCCCAGAAUAACGAGAGACAGCUCGACGUCCGCACCGUGAAACCAGCGGCUCGGGGGUCGCGUGCCGCUCCGGCCCCGCGGGAGGACGCGCCUCUGCCGGCCGCCUUUAGAAUGCAGCGUGCCGCCGCCCCCCAGCGGAGCCGUCGCGACAGCCCGAGUAGGUCUCCCCCGGGAGGAGAGAGGUCCGGCGGCUCGGACAGCGGCGGGCAGGUGGUGCCCUUCGCUACCAGGGAGGUUGGGCCCCGAAUCGACUUUGGUGAAUUUGGUCAGGCUGCCGCUCUGCCUGUUCUCCACGUCCCCUGGAUGUUAGGUUACCGCGGCGACUACGCGCCGCCGCGUCCAAACAUCCUGCUCAACGCGCCGUGGCUUCGCCCCCUGCCCGCCGGGCUUUGCAGCUACGGCCACCGCGGGCCCCCCAUGUUCCCCCUGCUCCAGCCGCCCGCUCCGCAUUACCCGAUGCCACCUGUGACCUGGCCGAUCCUCUUUGAAUACCAGCCCCCCCGGGAGCAGCCGACGCCCUGGCAGCCCCCGCCGUCUCCUGCCUCCAAACACACUGAGCCAGACGUGGAAGUGGAUUAGAGCAGAGUCAGCAGGUUCACAGGGGAACUACACUAGAAACAUCAGGCUCGUUCCUCCAGGUUAUUUAAAAAUCAUUUGUUAUCAAAUCAGUUUGUUUUCCCCUUCUGUUUUGUACCAGGACACAAAGUACUGAUUCCAGUUCUGUUCACAUUGCUGAGAUGAAUGCUUCUGCACA
This is a messenger RNA of Pungitius pungitius (ninespine stickleback), 1101 nucleotides long. RefSeq names its product doublesex- and mab-3-related transcription factor B1-like. Bases 132 to 926 code for a protein of 264 amino acids. Lineage: Eukaryota; Metazoa; Chordata; Actinopteri; Perciformes; Gasterosteidae. The transcript is spliced from 3 exons. Gene Ontology annotation, biological process: germ cell development; sex differentiation; regulation of transcription by RNA polymerase II. Gene Ontology annotation, cellular component: nucleus. Gene Ontology annotation, molecular function: RNA polymerase II cis-regulatory region sequence-specific DNA binding; DNA-binding transcription factor activity, RNA polymerase II-specific. The record is from RefSeq and is a predicted model, not a curated record.